AUGACAUUAAACACUGCCCCUUGCGGCCACGACUUCCUCUUCUUCGAACCUCGUCAAGCAGAGUUUUAUCAAUUAGCAAUUGAAAUGGCUGAGCUGGACAUCGGUGCAGCAGAGGAUGCUAUGUUUCAUGCAGAUCUGCUUCUAGCUCAAAUGAAAGAAAAGCAAGAUGAGAAAAAAACAUCCUCUAACCGCAAGAGUAAAUUUCGGUGGAUUGAGAGAGACUGUGAAGGGCGUCCACUGCUGAAAAGAAAGAGCAGAAGCGGAGAAACGCGUAUGCGUUCUUCAGCUACAGACAGUGAGAUGCAGAAACUGAAGGAGAUUCUGGCGACAACUGUUGAAGCUUCAGAAGGUCCUUCAACAUCAUCAUCAUGGAGCUUGCGCCAGUCUGCAGCCCAAGAUGAGUGGCAGAAAGCAAGGCCCUACCACCUGGACUGCUUGUUGUUCUCCAGAGUGGUCAAGGAAAAUAAAUGCAGUCAGUGCUCUUCUCCUGCCAUUAUUCGUUGCAGAGACUGCAUGCCGGAAGAGUGGCUGUGUAUGGAGUUUGAUGUGUUCAGCACAUUUGAGGAGAUGAAAACCGUUGCCCCGGGUUUGUCAAGACAGGGCUUUUUGCGGCUGUUAGAGCAGAGGACUCAGCAGUUUGGAAGGAAGGGUAAAAUACAUGGAGAUGUAUUUCAGAGAAGUUUCAUGGAAUACACUUUCUGCCAGUUUCUGUGUGAGAAAAUGGCAAAUGUGGAGCACUUUACCUGCCCAGCAUGUACACCCAACAUGCUUGCGGUUUCUGCAGAUGGCAACAGAAAACUGUCAGAGGAACCAUACUUUGAUGGAAUCUUCAUUGCCAAAGAUGCGGACGUAUCCUCUUUUGUUGAAGAGAUCAGGAGUAAAGUGAAGAGUACUGCAGGAAAAGGCACCUGUGGAGCUAGUCAGUGGUCUGCUGCCAGGGAGACAGCCAGAAGAGCAAGCAAACUUGACGAAGAGGGUCUUGAGAAGGAGCUUCAGGCAGCCACAAACAUCCAUUUCUACUGCACUGACAUCUCAUGCAAGUACUGGCCCUAUCUUCAGAAGACUUCAGUUUCUAUGCCUGAACUGAGCCCUCUUCUUCAAAUGAGGCCGUUCCUGUCAGUCAUGCAUGCCAAGGCCCAUUCAACUAAGUGUGAGAUUGCCUGGAGUGGUAGGAAUCAGGAGGGUGCCGGCACAACUGCAGGGGAAGAGGUGGAAAUGGUGAACAGUUUCCUUUCUCGUUGUGCCCUCACAACAAAGUACAUGACCAAAUCUGCUCGCAAUGACAUGCUGACUGUACAUGCAAUUGGGUGGAAUAGACGCAAACAUGAUGGCCUUCAUCUUGCAUUGUCCAACAGAUAUGUCAAGGCAGUCCGUAAGGCUGAGGUUGAAUCUCAGAGGCUGGAGAACUUGAGCCGUGAACUUCGGUGUCCUGAGAACAUGGUGCAGCAGUGGGUACAUGACGUCAGACAGUGGGCCACUGAUGAUUCUGUGGAUGCCAGACAGGGUGACCAACAUACCCUUCAGCGGUCAAUAGAGCACAUGUGUCUGGGUGUCUAUCAAAAAAAAGCAAGCCUCUAUAAUCAGACAGACAGCAACAAGAUUCGACAAUUGCGGCGACGGAAAUUGGGGGAUGAGAAAAGAAAACUCUUUGAAGCGAUCAAACAAUACAAUGAGCAAGUGCCAGAGGAGGAGGGUAUAAAUGAGGAGAUGGUGGAGAGCCGACUCUCUGUGGUGGGCCAUGCCAGUGGGGAGGAAAUUCUAAUAUGGCCAUGGGAGGUUCACAGCACUGAAUCCACAAACAUCCUCACUAAGAAGAAGAUCUUCGAUGCAUACAUGUCAAAGAUGCGGCUACAAGAAGAGAAGAUUCUAAUUCUUAGGGAGAUGAGACAGCACUGCACCUACCUCAGAGGGCUGGCUGACAGCAUUAGGAAGUUGAUUGCAGAAAUGUCUGGAGGAAACCGUGGCAGUUUAACUGAAGAGGGGCAUUGUGGGCUAUGCUGUCUUCUUCAGGAAAAGCUUGCUGAUGUGGAGGAGAAGUUUCAAGUCGUUUCCUCAAGAUAUAGCUUGGCUUUAGGACCUCUUUACCCUGAAGACUGGUCCAAGGAGAUACCGGAUGAGAGUAAAAGACUUGAAUACGAGAGCUCAGAGGACAGUGAUUCUGAAGAUGACUAAUUUGUGAAUUGACAUGUGUUUUUGCAUUUGCUUGCCUGAUGUAUUUUUUUUGGGUGGUUUUGGACAAUACCCAUUUCAAUAGAUAGCCUCCCUCAUUUCUUGUAAAAUACCAUUGCCUGAAUAGUCAACUUGCAAAUUUAUUUCAGUGUCAGAUGAAGAGUGAAGAGUGUCCUCACCCACCCCCUGUAACUGGUCAAACUGAUGUAAUUGGCACUGACUGUAUAAAUAAAAGUUUUCUAUAGUGUUCUUUCUGCUGUUAUGCUUUGUCUGCUCUGUAUGCUAGGCCUAAUUGUUCCUGCUGUAACACAUUCAAACAUUCAUAGUCUGACAAUGAGUAGUUGAAUGACUAACACCAAGACUACUUUAUGGAUA
This is a messenger RNA of Labeo rohita (rohu), 2544 nucleotides long. RefSeq lists its product as uncharacterized. The record is from RefSeq and is a predicted model, not a curated record. Bases 1 to 2172 code for a protein of 723 amino acids. The transcript has 16 exons. Lineage: Eukaryota; Metazoa; Chordata; Actinopteri; Cypriniformes; Cyprinidae.